Zygosaccharomyces rouxii is the source of this 1074-nucleotide messenger RNA. RefSeq lists its product as uncharacterized. Gene Ontology annotation, biological process: transcription preinitiation complex assembly; transcription initiation at RNA polymerase II promoter. Gene Ontology annotation, cellular component: transcription preinitiation complex; nucleus. The coding region runs from base 1 to 1074 and encodes 357 amino acids. The transcript has a single exon. NCBI's taxonomy places the organism in Eukaryota, Fungi, Ascomycota, Saccharomycetes, Saccharomycetales, Saccharomycetaceae. The record is from RefSeq and is a predicted model, not a curated record. Gene Ontology annotation, molecular function: TBP-class protein binding; RNA polymerase II general transcription initiation factor activity.
AUGUCUGCUCCUGCACCAGUUCUAGCUCGAGAGAGGAACAUUAGGAAAGGCCCAAAUUUAAACAUAGUUUUAACAUGCCCAGAGUGUAAAGUCUAUCCACCCAAGAUCGUCGAAAGAUUUAGUGAAGGUGAUGUUGUAUGUGCAUUGUGUGGUUUAGUUCUAUCCGAUAGGUUGGUUGACACUCGUUCGGAAUGGCGUACAUUUUCCAACGAUGAUCAAAACGGUGAUGAUCCAAGUCGUGUUGGUGAAGCUUCAAAUCCUUUAUUAGAUGGUAACUCUCUAUCUACAAGAAUCGGAUCGGCCGAAGGCAGUGAUGCUAGGACUACAAGAGAUCUAAAUAGAGCACAAGGUAAAAAUGUCAUGGAUAAAAAGGACAACGAAUUACAAGCUGUGUUUGCUAAGCUUACCAUGUUAUGCGAUGCGGCAGAAUUACCAAAGAUCGUUAAGGAUUGUGCUAAGGAAGCAUAUAAGUUAUGUUAUGACGAAAAGGCAUUAAAGGGUAAGUCAACAGAAUCUAUUAUGGCAUCUGCGAUUUUAAUUGGAUGUCGACGUGCUGAAGUCGCCAGAACUCUUCGAGAAAUUCAAUCGAUUAUUCAUGUCAAGACCAAAGAAUUUGGUAAAUCCUUGGGGAUCAUGAAAGGAAUUCUUAGAGAAAAAUCCUCGGAUGGUAUCAUUAAAAUUGAUACUAAUAAUAUGAGUGGUGCCCAAAACUUGCCAUAUAUCCCUCGUUUCUGUUCGCAUUUGGGUCUACCGAUGCAGGUCACUACUGCAUCAGAAUAUACUGCUCGUAAAUGUAAGGAAAUCGAAGAAAUUGCCGGUAAAAGUCCAAUUACUAUCGCUGUGGUUUCCAUAUAUUUAAACAUUUUACUGUUCAAAUUACCAGUAUCUGCAGCUAAAGUCGGUCAAAUUUUACAAGUUACUGAAGGUACCAUUAAAUCUGGUUACAAAAUUCUCUACGAAUACAAGGAAAGGGUGGUGGAUCCACAACUGAUUAAAAACGGAGUUGUUUCUCUGGAUAAUCUGCCUAAAGUUGACAAGGACAAAAAUACAAAAACUGAGAAGAAGCGGGAAUGA